This is a messenger RNA of Setaria italica (foxtail millet), 6725 nucleotides long. Its product is annotated as chromatin modification-related protein EAF1 B. NCBI's taxonomy places the organism in Eukaryota, Viridiplantae, Streptophyta, Magnoliopsida, Poales, Poaceae. The record is from RefSeq and is a predicted model, not a curated record. Bases 499 to 6336 code for a protein of 1945 amino acids. The transcript is spliced from 23 exons. Gene Ontology annotation, cellular component: NuA4 histone acetyltransferase complex.
GAAACACCUCGCCUGCAUACGUACGACGCACCACCCCCCCUGCCCCCGCGACCCCCGCACCACCGCGCCCCGAUCUCCGGCGUCGACACCGCCGCCUCCGGCGAGCCCUCUCCCGCGCUCCUGAGGCCUCCCCCGGAGCCCUUCAGGCCGCCGCGGCCUUCCCCGUGGGCUCCCCUGCCCCAAACCCUAACCCUAGCUCCCGGCGCGGGGCCGUGCAGGUGCGUCCCCUGCUCCAUCGGGCGCUCCGUCCGGCCUCCCUCUCGCCCCCACGGCACCGUAGGGUCGCAAUUGAGGUACGCAGAGUGCCGCGCGGUGGUGUGGGUGGGAGGUCUGAGUGGUCAGUGCGGGGAGACUGCGCCGGCGGCUGCUGAAUUGUGCUGCAUUUGGGCUGAGCGGCCCGGGGAUGGAAGCAGAGUGUCUGUUUUCUGGACUUGAGAAUUUGAGAGGUCGUGCAGUUUGAUGGCACACGCUGCUUAGUAGGUGUGCAUACAAUGAUGCAUGGGCAAAGCCUGUUUCUGUGGUCCAGUGGCUAUUGAGCUGUGCUCUAUGGGAGGAAUUGCUGAAUGUGGUGUGAGCGUUGACACUAAAGCUUCACCACGUCGUGCGGCCAUAGAGAAAGCUCAGGAGGAGCUGAGGCAGGAAUACGAUAUCCGUGAAGAGCGAAGGAGGGAGCUUGAAUUUCUGGAGAAGGGAGGCAAUCCCUUGGAUUUCAAACUCGGCCAUGUAGCAUCACUUAGUGUACAGUCCACUUCUGUGACAGACCAGAUAGCUGAUCAAAAUGUGAUAAGCGAGGCUAAAGGUAGUUUUGCAUUUGCCACCUCACCUCAUGGGGAUUCUGUCGAAAGCAGUGGCAAGCCAGGAAAUUCAUUGUGCCGUGAAGGCAAUACAGCUGAUAAUCUUAUGCUUUUGGAUGGAGAUACCAGCAACACAGGUGGGGAGAAAAUUGUGAAACGUGGAACUAAAAGGGCUACUGCAACUCAAGCCGAGCAGUUCCUGCACUGCGAUGGCCAGAAUAAUGCAAAAGAAGGAGAAGAUUCUGGUUUGUUCCGACUUGGGCCAAAGAGCCAAGCAUACGCUCGACGUAGAUCAAAGUCAAUCAGAGACAAUGCAAAUAAUGCAUUUGUUAGGCAUCCACCAGUUCCUCCAACAAGUUCUCAGAAAAAAGAUGUCACAGGGUUAACCCCAGAAGCAAAGACUGAGGAUAAUGGCGUUUCAUCCAUUGGUGAUUCAAAGCCGACUAGUCCUAACUGUCAAAAUAUGCUGAAGAAUGCACCAUUAAAUGAUAAUGUGGAAAUGGAGACGGACAGUGUCCAACCAAUUCAUGAAGGCAACCAAACAUCCAAGAAUGAGUUAUCAAACAUCAACAAUGGCAGUCAAGCUAUGGAAAUUUCACCAAACAGUGUGACUGAUAAUUCACAUCUUACUGUAGGUGAUCAGAUGGCUACUGCAACUGCUUCUGCAGUAUCCCCUGAUGCUAUUUCAAAAGAAGCUGCUUCAAAUAUAGUUUGUUCUCUGCCAUCUAUAUCCAAUGAAAUCUUGAAAGAAGCACAAACUCUUGAGAAGGCAGGUAAUAGCCCAUCUAUUGUAAGUGCGGUUGACAUUCAUGCAGAUAGUAUGGAUAACAAGGGUGCUACUCCUCAUUCUGCUGUCGAAAGUGCUAGUUUAAAUGAAAAUGAAGUGGAUCGAACUCAUGCAUAUGCCACCAAGGCUGCUAAUGAACAUCUAGUGCAAAGUGAGAAUCUAGCACCACUGAAGGCCAGUGAAAUGGUUGAUGAAGGUUUGAAUAAGAUUCUACCUGAGGACAAGGAUGCCAAGAAAGAUAGUCAACUGGAAGUUAGUAGCCAGCCUGUCGUUUUGGAUGGCAGUUGCAGACAACCGGAACCUAGUUAUGUUUGUGUGAAAGAUGAAAGAGAAGUUUGUAACAAUGCAGUAGAUGCACAAAAGGAUACACAACAGCUUGCUACUUCUAAUCAGGAUAAUGGGAACAAGGAGGAAUGUUCAGAUUCCCAUAGAAACAACAUGAGUGAAUCAAGUGUUGCCGAAAAGCCAGCUUCUGUUAUUGUGCCCCGUGCCCCUGCCUCACUCACAGCCGAAAAGCCAGCUUCUGUUACUGUGCCCCCUGCCUUACUCACAGGUGAUGUGACUAACCCUAUAGAAAAUGAUGUUGAAAAAUCUAGUGGAGACCAGGAGAAGAUAUCAAAGAAGGAAUGCGAAGAUUCUAUUGUUGCAAAGAAGGAUCAUGAAGAUGCUAUCCUCAGAAGGGCGCGGUAUAUCGAGGCAAACAUUAAGAGGGCUGGUGAACGGUCUCUCUGCAAUGUUUCUUUGGAGAAGAAGCGAAAGAGUCACUGGGAUUUUGUUCUAGAGGAGAUGGUCUGGAUGGCAAAUGACUUCAUGCAGGAGCGCCUGUGGAAAAGUGCAGCCGCAGCACAGAUGUCCCACUGGAUUUCUUCUAGUGGCCGAGCAGUAUUUGAAGAAGCAAGCAUUCAGAGAAAGCAGAAAUCUGUUGCCAGAAUUCUGGCCAAUGGUAUUAUGGAUUUUUGGCAUUCAGUCGAUACUUCACGAGCAAGUGGGGGUAUGUCUAAACCAAUGCAAAUAGAGCAAUCAAACAAGCUAGAAGAAAAGCUGAGUGGGGUCAAAGCUGGAAAACAAGAGGAUGAAGAAAAUUUGGAGCAAGAUAAGUCUAGGAAGUCUCAUCAGUCUCCUAUUCACAUCUAUGCACUUCGACUUCUUGAGGACAACAGUAAUGCAUCCAAAUGUCUGUCGUUAGCUGAGGCACCACCAACUCCUGACAGGCUAAAUGAUUUUGGCAUUUUGAAAGUACCAGAUCAACUUUCAGAAGCAAAUCUCUUUUACGGUGUAGCACCUGGUGCAAUGCAGGCAUACAGGGAGUCUAUGGAGCGUCUCUUUGUUUAUAACAAGCAAAUGGGUAACACUGUACUCAAGGAUGAUUAUGAGCCAUCAACAUAUGCCUCUGUUUCAGAUGUACCUGUGGAAAAUGUAUAUGGAGACGAUGAAGGCGAUGCACGCACCUAUUUACUGCCUGGAGCUUAUGAUGGUGGUUUGGCAUCAAAAUCAAGUCACAAAAAGAAACACCCUGUGACGCAGAGGAUGAAUGGCACAAGGCCAUAUGAAAUUGGUUCUGACAUGCCUUAUGAACCAUUCUUGGAAAGCAAACCAGGAAACCAACAAUUUGUAUCAAAUGGCAAACGAACAACAGACUUCCUUUCCAUUCCUAUAAAACGCAUUCGCACAGCAGCAGCUAGACAGCGGGUUGCGAGUCCAUUUCCUGCUGGAGUUUCUGGGACCCCUCAAUUCACAAGUAAAACGGACGCUUCAAGUGGAGACACAAACUCCUGUCAAGAUGAUCAAAGUUCAUUACAUGGAGGAUCAUUUUCCCGGAAGAAUGCAGAUAUAGAGUCCACAGUUGAUUUUGACAGACAAUUGUUGUAUGAUGCUAGCGAGGUGUCUACAAAGUCUAAAAAGAAGAAAAAGCCUAAGCACCCAGGACACAAGGCACCACUAAGUGUGGCUGAGUCUUGUUCCUUGAUGGCAUCUGGAAAGGGCACAUAUGAUCCUAGACCUCAGGUCGAUUUGGUUACUCAAUAUGAGCAGAAGGAUUAUGUGAAAAAGAGACCGGAGAUUCAUCAAUUCGAUUCAAAUGGGAAUUUUGUGGUUAACGGUCAACAUGCUUCUAAGAAGCCUAAACUGAUGAAUCAAGCGCCGGAUAUUUCACUGGAAGCUCUUGCACCAGUUGGUCCAAUAGCAUCUCCUGCUGCAUCACAAAUGAGCAACAUGGCAAACCCUAAGAUAAAGAUUAGCACUCGUGGAAGAAAAAGUAAAGGACCCAAGAUGGCAGUUGGUCAUUCUGGUCCUGGAAGUCCAUGGUCAAGUUUUGAGGACCAGGCUCUUGUUGUCCUUGUACAUGAUAUGGGUGAAAACUGGGAAUUGGUGAGUGAUGCCCUUAAUAGCAUCAUCCAAUUGAAGUGUAUAUAUAGAAGGCCUAAUGAGUGUAAGGAACGCCAUAAACUUUUGACGGAUAAAAGUUCUGGUGAUGGUGCUGACAGUGCUGAUGACUCAGGCUCAUCUCAACACUAUCCAUCUGCAUUGCCUGGCAUUCCAAAGGGUAGCGCCAGGCAGCUGUUUCAGCGCCUUCAAGGACCGUUCGAGGAAGAGACUCUCAAGGCACACUUUGAGAAAAUAAUAUUUUUUGGACAAAAAUUGCAUCAAACUCGUAGAAAGGGUGAGAUCCAGGAGCUGAGGCAAAUAAAUCCACUUCAUACUUCUCAUGUUUUUGCACUUUCUCAAGCAUGUCCAGGCAACUUAUCUGGUGUAGUUUUAACGCCACUUGAUCUUUGUGAUGGACCUUCAAACUCGGAUACACUUUCUGUUGGUUACCAAGGAUCUCACACAAGUGGUUUAGCUCUUCAAAACAAUCAUGGUUCUAUUGGUCCUACUCUUCCUACCUCCAAUGUGAAUUCCAGAUUACCAGGUUCUCCUGGUAUGGUUAUAGGAAGCAAUUCGCCAUUGCCUUUGAAUGCUCCCUCCAGGGAUGCUCAGAGGUAUGGUGUGCCUAGACCAACCUUGUUACAGGGUGAUGAGCAAUCAAGAAUUCAUUAUAGCCAGAUGGUCAAUGGAAGAAAUCUUCAGCAACCUGGAGUUCCUGGUGUGUUGCCAUCUGGAGUUGAUCGGGGUGCCCGAAUGAUGCCACCAGCUCAUGGUGCCGGAAUUAUGACCGGACUAAAUCGAGGUACACCAACUAGGCCGGGUUUUCCAAGGGUUGGUUCCCCUGGAAUGGCAAAUGUAGUUCCACAUGGAAACAUGUCACCCAACAAUGGGCAAGGAUUACAAAAUACAGUGAAUGUUCAUCCUGGUGCCAUACCUGGUCCUGGAAAUACGAUGUUGAGGCCUCGUGAUCCAAUGCAGAUGCUUCGGCCUGUCCAGAAUUCGGAAGAGCAUAGACAGAUGAUGAUGCCGGAGUUUCAGUUACAAGUCUCACAGGGAAAUAACCAGGUUGUCCAUUUCAGCGGCCCACCAUUUUCCAAUGCUGGAGGAUCCUCACCUGUUCAAUCUUUCCCUGUUCAGCAAUCCCAACCACAUCAGAUGCCGCAACAGUCACACAUGUACGGAAAUACACACCUUUCUCAUACCCAAGGAACAAACCAGUCAAACCCACAGCAGCAGCAGGCUUAUGCUAUGCGCUUUAAAGAGAGACAUAUUCAACAAAUGAUGCCCCAGCAACAGCGCCCACUACCUGGAACCAGUACAGUGCCAACUGUGCAGAAUGGCUCACAAAUGCAACAGCAGAGUCAAGGAUGUGCGGCUGGUGUAAUCCCAGCUUCACAGCCACAGCAUAAGCAGCAACAUCCUGCACAAAAUCCAUUAGGUAACCCAAUGCUUCCCCAUCAGCCUUCUGCCAAUACAUCACAUAAACAGAAGAAGCAACAGGGCCAGCAGCAACCUAGACAAAAUCAACAGCAACGAAAUCAAGGUAGUCAGCAAGCUAAGCUUAUGAAGAGCUUAGGCCGAGGGAACAUGAUGCACCAGAAUCCUGUGGAUGCUAGUCAAGCCAGUGGCAUUUCUGCAAACUGUAAAAACCAAAUUCCUGAUAAGAAUGUGAUGCAACAGGGUCCAGGGCAUCUUGUUGGCAGUAAAGGAUCAAUUCCAUCAAUACCUCAACCCGGGAGUCAACCAAAGAUAUAUACUUCUCAGAUGCCUCUGUCACCGAUGCAGACUCCAGAUGUUAGUAAUCAGGGUGCAGUUAAGGGUUCUUCCAACCAUACCUUGUUAACUUCCCAACAAGGUCAACUUCAUUCACCAUCACAGCUGGCUACACAGCAGCAGCAGCAGCUACGGUACAUGAAUCCAUCACAGAAUAAUAUCCAAAGAUUGAUGAUGCAACAAAAUCGCCAUAUGAACACAGAUGGCAGGACUGAAUUACCGGUUGACCAAGUACAACAUAACCAGGUCAUAUCAUCUGCAUCACUUGCUAGAAGUACAGAUUCAGGUAGCCCAGGCAUCUCAUCUAUGAGCCAGCGGAAACAAGAGUCAUCCCAUGAUCCAAGUGCAGUUACCUCGACCCCGCAGCUAGCUAGCUCACCUCAAGACACCUUUGUUGGAAGUGAUAAGCUGUUGCCAUCAUCUAGCCAAAGCAUGCUGCAAAGGCAAAUGUCUGGUGGCAUGCCUAUUCAUGGACAUGCCAUUGGUGGCCAGCUGCAGCAACAGCAGUCUCGGCAGCAACUGCAGUCUCAGCACCUGCAGCAGCAGCAGCAGCAGCAUCAGAGGCCUGUUGUUCAAGGCAGUGUAUAUGCCCAUCCUUCAAAUUCCGGGCCAGGAUGAUGAUGGGCUAUGCUGGGCUGAUAUUUAUGCAGAGCAUCCUUUGUAAAGUUACUGUACAGGCGUCCGUGCUGUGGAAGAUGUGCGGAUGAUAGCGCUCUUUAUUCCCCAACUUUGAGCUAAUUGUAGCCACCUCAGUGUCAGGUAGAUAAUUAUUUUCCGUACCAUUUUGGUGCCACACUGCUACCUUCAAAGUAGUUUGACCCUAGAUUGCUGGAGGUGGUUCUUGUGAGGGCAAAUUCCUUUUGUUGUCAAAUUGUAACCCGACACUGGGCCCAGUUGUAUAUUUUUGCCUUUGAGGUCCAUGCUGUUAGAGACAGUCUCUUUUGUAUAAGCCUGUAUAUUCAGCUCACAAGUCAAUGAAUGCAAAAGCCUUUCUUUGCGUCAAAGCA